Molecule: messenger RNA, 1381 nt
Organism: Danio rerio (zebrafish)
Lineage: Eukaryota; Metazoa; Chordata; Actinopteri; Cypriniformes; Danionidae
Source: RefSeq, a predicted model, not a curated record
UCUAGUCUAUUAAAUACUUCUUCAUUUAAGAAUUUGUAGAUAUUUACUAGAAACAAGUAAAACAAGCAUUUCUGGUUGCAGUGAGUGAUGCUAGAUUGCCAGUGGUUGUAUUUUCUGUCAUCUGCACAGCAUUGCCACAUUUUCUUUAAACCAUUUCCUUUAGAGAUCUAAUUUUGCCCAACUUCCUGAGGAAGUGCAGCACUUUACCUUUCACCGCAUGGAACUAAUGUAAUGUAUUUCCUUACAGAGAGCUAAAAUUAUCAGAUCUUCAUGGAGGAAGAGGAAAAACCACCCAACAUCACUGCUAAUCACACGGUUUCAUCAGCUCCUGAGCAUUUAUCACCCCACCAGGAAACGUUACAGGGUAAUGGAGAGUCUGCAGAGGAUGAUCUGUGUUUUGGCGCCUCCUGUCUGACCACGGCAGAACUGCAGCAGCACUGGAGAGCCGUCAAGCAGGAGUUCAGGAGCGUUAAACUGCUGUUCGACAUCCCCAGCGCCAGAAUCAUCUCACAAACCAUCUCCAAACAUGUGGUGUACCAGGUUGUGGUUAUUCGCUCGGGUAGUUACGACUGUGAGCGCGUGGCUAUCGAGCGCCGCUAUUCAGACUUCCUCCACCUCCAUCAGGAGCUCCUGUCCGACUUCAGCGAGGAACUUGAGGACGUUGUGUUUCCCAAAAAGAAGAUGACCCGAAACUUCUCUGAGGAGAUCAUCGCUGAGCGUCGCGUAGCUCUGAGAGACUAUCUGACCCAGCUCUACUCCCUCCGCUUUGUCAGGAAAUCCCAAGCGUUUCAAUCCUUCUUCACUCAUCAGGAACUGAAAUCUGCAUAUGAUCUCCUGAGGGGGGGACGCUUCUCCCGGGCCCUCGAGGGCCUCCAGAAGGUGUUGGUGCUUCAGGAGAAACUCUCCUCUCAUGAUGCUACGUUAGUGAUUCCGACAUUGUGCGCCAUAUUGGUUUGCCAAAGGGAUCUAGAGGACUUCGAGGCUGCCUUCGAAACUGGCAGAAAAGCUUUGCCCACAGUGAGGAGAUAUGAGCUGCGAAAGCAUCACGGGCCCCUGCUGGAGGCUCUGGUUGAUUUGGGGUUCAGUCUGGAGCUGCCGGUGGCUCAGCUACAGGACGAGCUGAUCAGAGUUAAUGACUCUCCAUGUGGGAAAGAGACACAGAUGUCUCUUAAAGAACUGGUGGUGCAAGAGUUUGUAUGAUUUUUUUUGUGUGACUAAAAUGAUUAUGAGGCGAGUUUCACUGCAUUUAUUUAAUUAUUUUGUUGUCAAAAUGUACACAAAUCUAAAUUCUUUAAUAACUUACCUCGAGAACCAUUGAUUUCUUGAAUUUAUGUAAAGGAAACACUGAAAGAAACACCAAGAAACUUGACUUUACCUUCAA